AUGUACUUCCGCACGACGACCUUGCUGAGCAGAAGCUGCCGUUACCUGCGCUCUCCCGUCUCCGCGAAAGCAACCUUUUCUCUCUCCGCGCGUUCUCUCGCGGCCGCAAACGCAGCAAUGGCUGAUACCCUCCCUGGCGCCGUGACCCCGGAUCUGCUGAAGAGCAAGUUGGUUGAGCAGCUGCAGGCGCAGCAUGUUGAGAUUGAGGAUCUUUCGGGAGGCUGCGGACAAGCGUUCCAGGCUGUCAUUGUUUCGCCGCAGUUUGAGAAGAAGACCAUGCUUGCACGUCACCGGUUGGUGAACUCAGUUCUGAAGGCGGAGAUUGCGGCUAUUCAUGCUUGGACGCCUAAAUGCUAUACACCUGAGCAGUGGGAGCAGCAGCAGGGUUCUGCAUAA
Messenger RNA from Aspergillus nidulans FGSC A4, 396 nucleotides. RefSeq lists its product as uncharacterized. The record is from RefSeq and is a predicted model, not a curated record. Gene Ontology annotation, biological process: intracellular iron ion homeostasis; protein maturation. NCBI's taxonomy places the organism in Eukaryota, Fungi, Ascomycota, Eurotiomycetes, Eurotiales, Aspergillaceae. Gene Ontology annotation, molecular function: 2 iron, 2 sulfur cluster binding. The coding region runs from base 1 to 396 and encodes 131 amino acids. The transcript is spliced from 2 exons.